GCCGCCCAAGAUCAUCUAUAAAUAUCUAGCUGUGUGGUCGUGAGGUUUUCUCCAUUUUACCUUCUACGAUUAAGCAGAAUUAACCGCCAAAUUCCCAGACGCGAUGAGAUCUCUACAGAUCCUGGCUGGAGUAGCGGGCCUCGCAAGCAUGUUGAGCCCCAUCCAAGCUUCUACGGUCAUCGACGCGUCAACCGCCGCCAAAGCCGCCAUCGACGCCAUGAACAACGCCUUCUACAACCCCUCCGAAGGCCGCUGGUCUCCCGAUGUCGCCUGGUGGAUCUCCGGCACCGCCCUCCAGGCGGUUUUGGACUACAUGCACGUUACCGGCUCACGGGACUACCUCUCUCAGGCGCACGAGAUCAUCGAAAAGCAAAAGGCCCCCCUGCCCUGGUGGCCCCAAGGCGGCGGUAACUUCAGGGCGGACUCGACCGACGAUACGGGCUGGUGGGCGCUGGCCAUGCUCCGCAUGUUUGACCUUACGGGCGACAAGCGAUACCUGACGAUUGCGAUGCAGGACGAGCAGUACAUCUGGAACUACUGGACGGACACGGAGUGUGGCGGCGGCAUCUAUGUGGACAUCAAGGCGAUGACGUACAAGAAUGCCAUUGCCAACGCCUUGUAUAUCAAGCUGGCCGCGGCUUUGCAUCUUCGAACGGGUGAUGCUCGUUAUCUGACCAGGACGCUCAAGGCGCACCAGUGGUUCGUGGAAUCGGGCAUGAUCAACGCAGAGGAAUUGGUCAAUGACGGGUUGACGCAAGAUAAGGCUAAUGGAGUGUGCUUCAACAACGAGGGACCGACGUGGUCGUACCUCCAGGGAGUGGUUAUAGGCGGUUUAGUUGAACUCUUUCGCACAACACUCAACGAAACCUACAUCCGCUCCGCCGCAACCCUCGCCAACGCCGUCAUCUCCUCGCCCCGACUCACUCCCCCCUCCACAGGUGUUCUAACCGACUACGCCUGCGAGGGCACCGCCGCGGGCUGUAACUACGACCAGCAGAGCUUUAAGGGCAUAUUUGCUCGCAACCUCGGCGAGCUCGAUGUGUUGAUUGUGGGACGACCGUAUCGCACAUACCUGGAGCAGAACGCAAACUCGGCUUAUCAGAAGGCACGAAACGCAGAUGAUACGUAUGGUACAAGCUGGUCGGGACCGUUUGAUGGAAGCAGUUUGGCGAAACAGCAGUCGGCGGCGAGCUUGUGGGUUGCGCUACUUUAGGAACAGGAUGCGGGCUUGAUAUCUUUCGGCAGCUGUGCUUGUGGGGUUCAGAACUCAGCAUAGACCGGGAUGGUUUUGAACUCGGUCCUGAGAGACCUGGAAUGGUUUAUGGAUGGGUGUGAGCGGGCACAGGUUAUGAUCCGCCACUGCUACGGUUCCUGGACAUCGAACAUAUAUGAAGGCCAAAGGGGGAGAUUAAAGAUGGGAAAAAAGGCAGCAUAGAAUAGAAGUCAUUGCUAUGGGAC
Molecule: messenger RNA, 1458 nt
Organism: Neurospora hispaniola
Lineage: Eukaryota; Fungi; Ascomycota; Sordariomycetes; Sordariales; Sordariaceae
Product: glycoside hydrolase
Exons: 2
Coding region: 104-1213 (369 amino acids)
Biological process (GO): carbohydrate metabolic process
Source: RefSeq, a predicted model, not a curated record